UCACGAAGCCGCAUAUAACAUGGAACUAACACGGAAAAGAGCCUUCUUCCUUGAGAGGUCUUCCACUACAAUGUCACUCAUCAGAUAUUGACUUUUCAUAGGAUCUUCUCUGCAACUCUGAUUGCUGGAAGUCUCUAGACGCGAGUAUCCUUCCCGGAAACGAGGUUUAUCUAUUGAAACUAUCAUGUCUUCGUCAGAUGAAAAGGCGGCUUUUACAUUCCUCCCGCUUGGCGGUAUCGUCCAAGAAUUUCGUGUGGAAGGCCACAACCUCGUUCUCGGGUUCCCUACUGAGAAGUUAUACCAGAAGUACCAUGCUCCUUAUUUUGGAGCUACGAUUGGCCGCACUACGAACCGGUUGAAAGAUGCAGUUAUCAAUAAUGUCAAUGGAAGGUCAUACAAUAUCACAACUGCCAGGGGACCGCACUCCAUUCACGGGGGAAAGGAUGGGUGGAAUACUAAGACAUUCUCGGGCCCAAAGCCUGUAAAUCGAAACGGUAAGGAGGGUUUGGAGUUUAGAUAUAUGAGUAAGGACGGCGAAGAGGGGUACCCGGGAACCGUUGAAUUGAGAGUUUGGUAUACCGCAGCUGAAGAGAACGAAGAAGGCCAGCCACAAAAAACAGUCCUUGAGGUUGAGUACGAAGUUGAAUUUGUGGGGGAUGAAUGUGACGAGACCGUUGUUGGGGUCACGAACCACAGUUACUUCAAUUUAGGUAAUGGUCCGACGAUCGAAGGAACUGAAGCCGUGUUGGAAACGGAUAAUUACCUUUCUACCGACCCCGAGGGCAUACCUACCGGUACCAUUGAGCGAUAUACCUCAACAGAAGUCAAGAAGCCAUUUUUUAUGAACGCCACUACCCCGGAUAUCGACGAGUGCUUCGUUAUGGACACGGACCCAUCGUCUAUUCCGCUGGACACUAGAUCUCGCCCGAUGAGACUGCUUGCUUCUUUCAAACACCUUGUAACUUCUUUUCACCUGGAAGUUUAUAGCACCGAGCCGGCCUUUCAAUUGUAUACUGGCAAGUAUAUCAAUAUUCCCGCAGUGUCUGGCUUGCCAGCGCGGGGACCAAGGUCAGGGUUCUGUGUGGAACCCAGUCGUUAUGCCAACGCCCCGAACGAACCAGAAUGGAGAAGUAUGUGCGUGUUGAAAAAAGGUCAGAAAUGGGGUGCCAAGUCUAUGUACAGGGCAUGGAAACAAUAGCGUACACCCAAGAAUAUGCCUACAAAUUUCAUCAUUGCCCUCCAGAUAAUCGCGGACCAGAAGCUGUGUAUACCUUGGAAAUGACUAUCCCGGGUCGUGCUCAAACUGAUCACGAUUUACUGGAUUACGGCGGGUCGAUAGUCACGAUUCCAUAGGAGAUAAAUUGGUAACUCUGAAUAAAAGGCCUAUUUGUUUUAUUCCACCUUACUGCAAACAAAUGGAUAUCAUUUUCAUUAUUUAACCCCGAUACUUUCCCCCGCAGCAUAAGGCGAUAUGCAAGUUUAUGUAUGUACAUACAUGCACUCAAGGGUCUCACCUUUCAUUUUGGUCCGUGUCCGGUUUCAGAGUCUUGACCUUUGGACAAUUACAACAAAGUAUGGUGAUAGGAA
Molecule: messenger RNA, 1587 nt
Organism: Coccidioides immitis RS
Lineage: Eukaryota; Fungi; Ascomycota; Eurotiomycetes; Onygenales; Onygenaceae
Product: aldose 1-epimerase
Exons: 2
Coding region: 185-1198 (337 amino acids)
Biological process (GO): glucose metabolic process; beta-D-galactose catabolic process via UDP-galactose, Leloir pathway
Molecular function (GO): aldose 1-epimerase activity; carbohydrate binding
Source: RefSeq, a predicted model, not a curated record